Nylanderia fulva is the source of this 2406-nucleotide messenger RNA. Lineage: Eukaryota; Metazoa; Arthropoda; Insecta; Hymenoptera; Formicidae. The record is from RefSeq and is a predicted model, not a curated record.
UAAAAUAAUAAAUUCGCGUAGUAAAAAAGCAAUUUUAAUGAACAAAUUUUUAAAUGUUCAAUCAUAACAUUUGCAUUUAAAUUAUAUGGAACUUGGCAUACUUUUCUAUAAGCGGACAUUAAAGAUUGGCAUUUAUUAUAGAAGAAUCCAGGGAACACGUUAUUCCUACAUUCCAUCACUUAAUUCUCGACGGACAAAAUGAGAAAACGUGAGAAUAUGCAUUGCAAGAAACGCGAAUCGACACGUUUUUGUGAAAGUCAUAUCGGAUUAAAGAACAAUCGCUCAAUGGAAACGAAUGACAUUUUAUGGACUGUCGAGCUGCGUCAGACUAUGGAUCAUAAACCUCAUGUAUGAAACAGAAGACAUAUAUUUUCCGACCUGAAGAAACCUUUCGGUGAAUGAACUCGACGCGUUAUUUUCGAUAUAAAGACAAGAUGCGAUGAUGCCCAUCAACGGCGAUUCACGUAUGCUUAUUAAUGAUUUGCAAAACGAUAGUCUGAACCGCAAUACGUGUAUUCAUCAAAUUUAAAAUUUACUUCAAUUAAAAUUUUGUACGAGAAUACGAAAGCUAUUUAAACGAUCGAGAAAUGACAGAAUCCGCAUCCGACAUGCCGGAAGAGAAGGAAGCCGCAAACAUGACACCCAUCUGCGGUAAGCAACACUGUAAAGAGAUGCGCAAGGACAAGUUACCCCCUUAUCUUCGAGACAGAGAAAGAAUACUCUAUCCACGUAACACGAGAGCUCUGCCAAAAAUACCGGUGAUUGGCGAGCCCAUCGAAGAAGAAACAUGCAUGGCUUUGAGAACGCUGGUGUUCGGUUCCUGCGCGAUCCCACCUAAAAUUGAAUGGACAAGAACUGGAUUGACUUUAAGACCAUAUGGCCAGAGUUUAGCAUUUGGAUUGAGAACUCCUAGGAACACGACGAGAGGCCUCGUCUCUUCGGUGCAAGCCAUCAUGCUGAAGCACUUUUUGUUCAAAUGCGACAGACAAGAUUUACGCGGAGGAUCCGAAGCUUUACUGAAACCCUCAUACGAUCGACAGCUCGAAGUAUUGACGUCCGCGAUAUCGGAGAUCAUUUGGCGUUGUGCCGGUGGCUUCUCCGUUUCCACGUGCACAAAUGUUGUCAGCAACACCGUGCCAAAGGCCGUGGUAGCUCUACCGCAAGACACACCAUACAUUCAGCAUAGUGUACAGUAUUUUCAAGACGGAUUGACAGAAACGCUGCACCUCUUCGAAUUCCACUCUUUAGAGGAUCUUGAAAUAUUUAUUAAGAGAUACUUAUAUCUGUUUCAUGACGAAGGUGGAUCUGGUGCGAAGUUGCUUUUAUAUAGCGCAGUGCUCUCGAGAGGCCUCUCAAAAGUUCAGAAUGAUUUGGAAGAUCCAAAGGCAUCGAUUCUUGGUGCAUGUUCAGAGGAAGGCCCAAUCAAUGUCGUCAUCUUUAUUUUAACCGGCCGUGCUUCACCUCAUGUCCACAACGGAGUACUUCACGUUGGCGAUGAAAAUACAUAUGCCGUGCCACAAUGGGGUGUUCUUACGAGAAGCGAAGUGGGAUUUUUAAUACACGAAGGUGACGGCAAUGUAGGCAAACAGCCGGGUUCUCGUUUAAAGACACCUAGUCUACCAAUAUGGGUGACUCUCUGCGUUGGUCAUCAUGGCGUGCUCUUCAAUACGAAUCGAGAGUUAUUGAGAAAUUAUCACGCAGAACGACGUUUCGAGGUCCAAUAUUUUACCUGCGGUGGCAGUCACGCUACGUUGACGGUAGAUACCAGGGCAAACGAAACUUCCGGGGUAUCAGAAGCUGCAACAAUGGAAGUCGCAGAUAUCGCCGCAACACCGUUAGAGAAACUCAUUCGCUGCAAAUGGCAGGAUGCUCUUAUACAAUGGAACGGAACACCGGUGAUGUGAAAGAAUACGAGAAAAAUAACAAUCAAUGUGUUAAGCCGUAUAAUUCGUGAUUCCACGUGACACUAAUCGAUCGACAUUCAUCGAUCGUUGCGCGUGCUUAUCUCAGCUUCUUAUCAUUAAUAAUAUUCAAAUAUAGAUAGAAAUUAUGUGUCGCAAUGUCGAGUAUUGCAUAAUUUUAUGCAUUUGAUUUGACGCUUUCUUAGCAUAGCAGAUAUUUGUACGGUGGUCUUAAAAAGCUUUGUUAUUUUAUAAAAUAUAUGAAUUGUCAAUAAAUAAUUGUUAAUAUAACGAAAUGCCAUGUUAAGUUAACAAUGUGGUUAAGUUAACAAUAUGUUUAAAGAGCUAUCAUAUUAAAUGAUAAAUGCACAGCGCCCAAGUUUGCUAACGAUAUAUCGAUACUUUCACUAUUGAUGACAUAUAAAACAUAAAUAUUAUUCAAACAAAAGAGAAAAUGUUAUAAAUAGCGCGCGUUUCUAAGCAAAAAAUUAUUACGAUAUUAUUA